GUAUGAACAAGUUGUAACAAGGCAACACAACCUCUAUAUGACCGAUACCAAUGUCUGCGUGUAAAGUCUCUAAACAUUUGUCAUCACUCCAACCUCUAGUCAAUUUUGCUGCACCUUGGCCUGCACCUUCCUCUUUCACUCCUUUCUCUCUCUCUCUUUUUCUUCUCUCUCUUAAUCCCUUUUAAUUUCCCUCCUCGUUUAUUUGCCUUGUGACCAAACUACACACAACAAACAACAACAACAAAAACAAUACAUAGCUGUUCUUUUUUUGUUCUUUCAUUUUUUAUUUUGUGCUAUAAGAAAAACCAACAUGAGAAUUGGAAGCAAAUUAUUAAUCAAAGGAGCUGAAAUGGGUUUUUCAUCUAAAGAAGAGAAAUCCAAAAGAGUAUUAAGGGUGGUGAAGACACUGUUUUUCUUAAUCACCAUGAUUCUUUCACUUCUUCUUUUUUCUGCUCCUGUUCUAUUGGUUAUUGCUGAUGCUCUUCUUCCUUCAGCUCUUCUCUCUACACUUUCACCUGUUUCUAUUUCUCCGUCGAUUACAACACUCUCUUCUCAUUUCAACAACUACGAUUUUCGUUACUCUCUCAUUGAUAUACCACUCGUUUCAAUAAUUAGAUCCUUCAUCAUCUUCUGUGUUUAUAGUUUGUGUGAUGGACCAAGACUUUCGAGAGGACCUUAUUUGGGAGUUACUACGAUGUGCUCUGUUUUGUCUCUGUUGUUUGUUUCGUUUAAAGCUGUUUAUGUGUUCGGAAAUGGAAGUGGGUAUGUUGGAGGAUCAGAAAUUGCUCUGUUCGUUUGUUCUUGUGUGUUGGCUGUGGGACAUGUUGUCGUGGCAUAUAGAACAAGUUGUAGAGAGAGAAGAAAGCUUUUAGUCUACAAGAUUGACAUUGAAGCUCUUUGGCAACAUAUCACUUUGCUGACUUUUCAAUACAGCCAAUUUGAGGUGGUUGGAGUUGGGCAUGAUUUCAGCUUGCACAAACGGGUAUCCUAGGUAUCCAAAGAUUCUUCAAGAAGAGAGAAUCAAAUGAUCAUUCACUAUGUGGCACUUAGAGAUUAGAGGAAAUAUAUAUAUAAAAAUAUAGAUUUUCAACUAACAGCUUCAACAAAUAUAUUAAUUAAGGUCUCAUGUUCGUCAAGGAAUGCUACUGGUUUAUCCUAAGGAUACCAAUAAUCUUUGACACCUAACACUGAUUAUAGUCUAGCUAGUUUAUACUCCACAGCUACCAGGAAACAUAAAGUUGUUGAAUGGUGUUUAUUUAGGUAUAUGUAUAAUUGUACACAACAGAGCUUCAUCUCUGUCCAUUUAUGUAAUGUUUUUUUAUGUCUCAUUUUUUUGUUUUAUUUACGGGUUGAUUAUUGUAUCUUGUUGUAUAUAUAUAAAUGAAUGGAUUGUUAUAAUGGUCAAAAGCCAACUUAAAGUAUGAAUCAAUUAUUAAAUAGUUACACUUAGA
Molecule: messenger RNA, 1451 nt
Organism: Cicer arietinum (chickpea)
Lineage: Eukaryota; Viridiplantae; Streptophyta; Magnoliopsida; Fabales; Fabaceae
Source: RefSeq, a predicted model, not a curated record